Penicillium antarcticum is the source of this 645-nucleotide messenger RNA. Its product is annotated as Ankyrin repeat protein. The transcript is spliced from 2 exons. The record is from RefSeq and is a predicted model, not a curated record. NCBI's taxonomy places the organism in Eukaryota, Fungi, Ascomycota, Eurotiomycetes, Eurotiales, Aspergillaceae. Bases 1 to 645 code for a protein of 214 amino acids. Gene Ontology annotation, molecular function: catalytic activity. Gene Ontology annotation, biological process: nucleoside metabolic process.
AUGGUGGCAGAUCACAUCCCCUCUUCUUGUAUUCUACCGUCGACCGGGGGUUAUAAAUUCUGGCCUACCUGCUAUCAAAACCCCUGGCCAGGCAACGCGAUUACUCGAGACACCAUCGAUCCCGAUAUCCACUAUGGGACCAUCGUAUCCGGCAACACACUCGCCAAAGACGCUGCUUCUCGCGAUCGGAUUGUUGCCGACCUCGACGAGGAUUGCAUCUGCUUUGAGAUGGAAGCAGCCGGGCUGAUGAACCACUUUCCCUGUCUUGCGGUCCGAGGGAUCUGCGACUACACCGAUUCUCACAAGAACGAUCGAUGGCAACGCUACGCCUCGGCGACCGCCGCUGCGUAUACAAAGGAGCUUCUGGCGUACGUGCCGGCUGCAGAGGUCAAAGAGACCAAGAGGGCACUGGAAGUGCUUCAGCUAGGUCUGAUCUUCGCACCGAUGAGAUCGGGCGCUGGCUUUUGUCACCCGGAUCCGUCUAUAAAUGCCAACCACGCGAGGACACUCCGCCAUGAGGGGACUGGCGCGGUGGAUCCUGGAAAACCCCGUCUUCAAGUCGUGGCACUCGCGGUCGCGUCGACAUUUAUGGCUGCACGGGCUUGCGGGAUGUGGAAAGACGGUUCUCAGUUCGACUGUGCUUGA